Molecule: messenger RNA, 1372 nt
Organism: Tilletiopsis washingtonensis
Lineage: Eukaryota; Fungi; Basidiomycota; Exobasidiomycetes; Entylomatales
Product: autophagy protein 6
Exons: 7
Coding region: 115-1275 (386 amino acids)
Biological process (GO): autophagosome assembly; cellular response to nitrogen starvation; autophagy
Cellular component (GO): phagophore assembly site; phosphatidylinositol 3-kinase complex, class III, type I; phosphatidylinositol 3-kinase complex, class III, type II
Source: RefSeq, a predicted model, not a curated record
CCAUCACUCUUCAGUCCUCGCCCAUUCGGCCGCCGUGCCUCCCGCGCUACCCCUGCGCCCGCUUCCGCCAGCUUCCGCAGCUGUGUUCUGCCGCUGCGGCGUGCGUGGCCCUCGAUGCCCACGCUCCCGUGCCAGCGCUGCCAGCAGCCCCUGGCGCUGCCCGCCUCCACCUCCUCGCCCUCGGGGCAGCUCUCCAGCGGCGCCCGCGCGCUGCUCGCUCCCGCCGCUGGUGCAUCGCGCAAUGCCACAGCGGCACCAGCGCCCCUCUCACGGCCACUGGCGCACACUGCCGCGCUGCAGCGCCUCCUCGCCGCUCCGGCGCUGCGCCAUCCCCUCUGCAAGGAGUGCACCGACGCCGCUCUCAAACUCACGGCGGCCGAGAGCGAACAGCUGCGCGCGGAGCGUGAUGCGCUGGCGGCUUGGCAGGCCGAGGUGAAGCGCGCCGAGCCGGGAGAUGAGCAUCUGCACGACGAGAUCAGGCAGCUGGAGGAUGAAGCCGAGCUGGUGACGCAGGGGCUGCGCGAGGCUGAGCGCGACCGUCUGGACGUCGAGGCCGAGCUGCGAGCGCUAGAGCAGGAAGAGCGGGAGCUGGAGGGGGACGAGCAACGAUUCUGGGCGCAGUACUCCGAGCUGUCUCUUUCACUCGCCAAGCUCUCCAGCCAGCGUGAUGCUCUUCAAACAGCAGCAGCUCACGACGCGGCACAGCUGGCGCGUCUGCAGCAGACAAACGUGUAUAACGACGCCUUCAGUAUCGGUCACGACGGCGGCUUUGCAACCAUCAACGGCCUUCGCCUCGGCCGCCUGCCGGGCAGUGCAGCGCCGACAGAGUGGCGGGAGAUCAACGCGGCAUGGGGACAGGCUUGCUUGUUGCUUGACACGCUCGCUCGCAAAUGCGGCGUCGUCUUUGAAGACUAUCGCCUCUGCCCAAAAGGCUCGUUCAGCACAAUCGAGAAGCUCGCGGGCGACAAGGCGGUGUAUGAGCUCUACGGCUCGGGCGAUUGGCAGAUAGGUCGACUACUGCAGAGUCGCCGCUUCGACCAUGGCAUGGUGGCGUUCCUCGAGUGUCUGCGCCAGCUUGCUGCGUGGGCGUGUGCGCGCGAUGCCGAGCUGCGAUUGCCUCAUGCCAUCAACAAAGAUCGCAUCGGCGAGGCGUCGAUCCGAUUGCAAUUCGGCUCGGACGAGACGUGGACCCGGGCGCUGCGGCAUGUGCUUUUGACCCUCAAGGUGCUCCUCUCAUGGGCGUGCCGCCGAGACGAGAGCAGCACCGCUGCCUGACCCUCUCUGCUAUGCUGCCCGCUCGCAUGUCACUCUCCCUUUGCAUCUGUACAACACCCAUCUGCACGUCAUCUACUCCAGGCCAUCUUUCAGCGCG